GCCGGCGGCGCAAAAGUUCACGGCGCAGGUCUGAUGUAGCAGAGAGCAUAUUGCUGCAGAGCCGCAAACAAGGAAGGAUUCUCCGGUAGUCCAUAAACCAUUUUUCUGUCGUCAAACGGAUCAAGCUUUUUGUGAGACUUGGAUCGGUCACAAAAAGCGGGAUUCGCUUUUCGCAUAGGAAUUGGCGAGCCGCAGAAGCCAGGAUAUCUGCACUUUGCUUGGUGGUAAAUUAAUAAUAACAUGGAUGAGAUGCGUCAUUCUCAACAAGUCGUGCCCAAUAUGAUGAGUGGAAUUGGGGUUCAAACUAUUCAUCCUAACAGCGUACAUCGUCAUGGCAGGAAUCGUGUGACGAUGCACACUCUUAUGUCCGAGGCAUUACCAUUGGACGAGGCAGCACGUUUAGAAAUGAAGUCCAUGCCUGCUAAAACUCCAGUUUCCGUUUUGCAAGAGCUCCUGUCACGCAGAGGCACCACUCCAAAAUAUGAACUUGUACAAAUAGAGGGUGCCAUACAUGAACCUACCUUCCGUUAUCGCGUCACUGUCUCUGAUGUCGUGGAUCCAAUCAUUUCAGCUAUGGGGACUGGGAGAUCUAAGAAGGAGGCAAAACACGCUGCAGCUAAAGCAGUCCUGGACAAACUGAUUGGGGUAAACACUGAAACAUCAGAGGGUCCACUGCCUAACAGCAUAUCUGAGGGUCAGAAUCUUCAGGAACUGCAAAGUUAUGGGGAAGACAAGGUCAUUGGAAAUCCGAUUGGUUCGUUACAAGAAAUGUGCAUGUCUAAUCACUGGCCUCCACCAAAAUACACCAUGGAAGGCGAGGAAGGGCUACCUCACGAAAGACAAUUCACCAUUGUCUGCUCUAUACUGAAGUACAGACAAGUUGGUAUUGGAAAAAGCAAGAAACUUGCUAAACGACAGGCUGCUGACAAGAUGUGGCGCACGUUGCGGGAUACGCCAAUUGAGAACAAUCAGAGUCCAGGAAUUGACGAUGACGAGAUUGUGCAAAGAAAUGCGAAUAUGAGCGCUCGUUAUGCUGAUUUGAAAGAUAGCAAAAUAUCAACACUGACACCUCCCCACAGCCUCAAGGUUUCCCAAUUCCACAAGAACCUCAAGUCUUCCACAGGCGUUAAACUUUGUCAACUACAGAAUACAUGUUUAAACGAUGGGGAUAUCAAUCUGGUCCAGUUCCUGCAAGAGAUUGCCUCUGAGCAGAUAUUCGAAGUUACCUACGUUGAUAUCGAAGAAAAGUCCAUUAGCGGAAAGUGUCAAUGCUUGGUCCAGCUUUCGACAUUACCGGUUGCGGUAUGUUACGGAUGCGGUGUUACCAGCAAAGAUGCUCAGGCUAGUGCGGCUCAGAAUGCCCUUGAGUAUUUGAAAAUCAUGACUAAGAAGUGAGCCAGCGCUCUGCUCCUGCCAGCCGUCACUAUCGACCGUAUUCUCGAUAGCAAACUACCAAAACGUUCGUCACUAAACGCAAUCGAAAAUAGUAAUGCAGACUUUAAAAAGAAAUUGACAGUUGGUCAAGUUUUAGACAAGAAUAAAAUUGGACACAAGUCAUCGUUGUCAUCCGAUCAUGGAGGUACUAAAAACAAAGUAGUCAGAACGCAAACCACGAAUGAAUACACACCGUUCAAUUCUAUGGCAUCAAAGAGCCAGCAAAUGCUGAAACGAAAUACCAGAACUUCUGAUAAUUUAAACUCAAGUGAUCAAUCGAUGGGAAAAAAUAGCAGAAUGAGUCAAUCAACAUUGAACUCAAAUCAUGGAAAUGUUCGGUCAUUGAAAAAUCAAAUUGACAAUUCUUCCAAAGAUUAUCACGGUGUAAAUAAAUUAUACGGAGAGUUUCAGACAAAGAAUAAGAAUUAUUCCACCCAUACAGACGGGUACAGUAAAGGAAGCACUGCUAAUCAUCAAGAGUACAAGCCAAGGAAUAAUAACAACACUGGCAACGCAAACCUCCCUCAAUCGAGAUAUACAAAUCAAUCAACGACAAGUGUACAAAAACAACAACAAGUAUUGCAAAGAGAUUGCAACAAUUUAACGACUAGUGGUAACAUAUCCUCGCGCAAUGAUACCACGGGUACAGCAACAACAACAACGGCAGUUACGACGGUUCACAACAAGGCAUUGGAGCAGCACAACUUGGUCCCUAAAAUGGGUCAGAUUAAUUUUCCACCACUGCGAGCACCGCAGAGCAUCGUUAACGUCAGGCAUCCUUUUUUGACGGAAGCCAGAAUGAAGCAGCAAAACGCAGAUAUCGGAGCGGGUAAUAUUAACAAGCAAAAAUCCAGCGUCGCAAGUUCGUUGCAGAACAGCGUUAAGGAAUUAGAACAUAGUAGGCAGACUUACCACGGCUACAGUGGCUCGCCGAUCGCUAAUAUACCAAAUGUUCAAAGUUUGGCCAACAUUACCAGCAUCGCUCAGUAUCCAAGGCCAGAUUCUUUUCCUCAGCAGACACUGGCCAGCGUACUUUUUCCAGAAUCAUCACAGUUCCCCCAAUCUCCUCCUUACGCUACGCCGCAGCUUAGUCAAAUCAAUCAAUUCCAAGCUUACGACCCGGCCAGUUUCACACCCACGCCUGUAAACGUCAAUUCAGUCAUACCACAAUUUUCUGCCGAAAGUCCGCUUCCGUAUCCCCAAUUCGAUAGCACUCACCAAUUUGUACAACCCAAUCAUUACCCUACUGCUGAUAUGGCCAAUGGUCAAUAUCAGUAUCAGGCCGCUAGCGUUGGCCAAAUAACGGACUCGCCUUUAUUCAUACAAAGUCUUCAGAGCCCGCUUACUCUCGCCGAUCAGUAUGCGGCUCCGAAUUAUGCGCAAGCUCUUAGAACUGAAUUAAUACCGAGAUUAAGGAGACCACCACGGUUUAACAAGUAGUUCAAAAGAAAAUUUGCCAUAACAACUAUCAUCCUUCUUCUAUCACAACGCUGUUUAAGUUUUUGCGAUUGAUUGGAAGGGGGUAUGUACGAAUUUCUCUCAUAUGUAGAAGUGCUAUUUUUCAAGAGCCGUGACGCCGACACAGAGCAAGCUGUUACAAAGAUAAA
Molecule: messenger RNA, 3041 nt
Organism: Diprion similis
Lineage: Eukaryota; Metazoa; Arthropoda; Insecta; Hymenoptera; Diprionidae
Product: RISC-loading complex subunit tarbp2-like
Exons: 7
Coding region: 241-1395 (384 amino acids)
Source: RefSeq, a predicted model, not a curated record